Messenger RNA from Mycosarcoma maydis (corn smut), 2220 nucleotides. RefSeq lists its product as uncharacterized. The transcript has a single exon. Gene Ontology annotation, biological process: regulation of DNA-templated transcription. Bases 1 to 2220 code for a protein of 739 amino acids. The record is from RefSeq and is a predicted model, not a curated record. Gene Ontology annotation, molecular function: DNA-binding transcription factor activity; sequence-specific DNA binding. NCBI's taxonomy places the organism in Eukaryota, Fungi, Basidiomycota, Ustilaginomycetes, Ustilaginales.
AUGAGCACCGAACGACAAGCUAGCGGGCUCGGGCCAUCUAUGACGGCCAGCUCGCCUCGAGCACACCACAGUCAGGCGGUUCCAAGAGACAUGCAACGACCCGUCAAGUCGGAGGCAUCCGCGUCGCAACCACCACCUGCAAGUCCAGAUCGCAAACGACCGCGAUACGAGCCGGCAUUGGCAUCUCGCGGAACGGCCGAAGAAGAACUCGAUGAAUUGGAAGAGUCUGAAGACACGACAAAACGUCCGCGCGGCGAAUCCGACGAGCCAAAGUUUGAGCGCAAAGGAUCUGGCCCAGAAAGCAUCAGCCGAUCGUCCUCUGCAGCAGCUCAUCAUGCUCAUUGGGCUGGUAGAAGCGCGUCUGCGAACCUCGACUCACGAUAUCACCAACAGCAGCAACAGCAACAGCAACAGCAACAGCAACAGCAACAGCAACAGCAACAGCAACAGCAACAGCAACAGCAACAGCAACAGCAACAGCAACAGCAACAGCAACAGCAACAGCAACAGCAACAGCAACAGCAUCAACAGCAUCGUGGACGUCAAGGCAUUGACUCGGGCGGAGCGCAAGAGCCGCGUCGCUACGAAUUCGAACGACCCCAUCCCAGCCGAUACGAUCCCGGACCAGGGGUGAGAGAGGAUGGGCGUCACAUUGGUGGUCUGGUCGGUGAGCGAUACGGAGGAGAGGCGGAUCGCGAGUCUCGCGGUCGUUUCGCGAUGGAGGGCAAGAUGGAAUACAACUCGUCGACCACGCGUAUGCCGCCCCCUGGAGCGGGCGAUCAUCCGAAUCUUCCGCCAGGCUUCCGAAACCGCCCUUCUUCGCCGCCACCGAGGUUGCCCGGCUUCGCUUCGCUGGAGCACGAAGGACUCGGCCAUCGUGCGCGAGAAGAUGGCGUUAUGGGAGGUGCCUAUGCCAGCUCUCCUCGUCGCAGCAUUCCUUUUCAUGGUCCGUCGUACGGCAACUAUGCGCUGCCACCCAGUCGCACUCCACUCAUGCACCACCACCCAAGCCCAACCCCUUCGACGUCAUACGGAAAUCCACCUAUGAUUCACCCAGCUCUCGCCGGGUUGCCUGGUGCUGGAGGAGGACCUGGCGGAAAGCAACAACCCAGCUUCGUCAGCAAGCUCUACUCAAUGCUCGAGGAUCCUUCCAUUGCCGAUCUGAUCAGCUGGGGUUCUUCUGGCACCGUCUUCAGCGUCGCCAACCCCGCCGAAUUCUCGCGGUUAGUGCUUCCGAACUGGUUCAAGCAUUCCAACUGGCAGUCGUUUGUGCGUCAGCUCAACAUGUACGGAUUCCACAAAGUGAACCACUCGUACCAGGGAAAUCCGACGGACGAAGUGCAGGUGUGGGAGUUUAGACAUCCAAGUUUCCGCCGCGGCGAGAUUGCGCUUCUCCACGAUAUCAAGCGCAAGAGCUCGAGGCAGAAGAGGGGAGGUUCGCCUCGCGGCAGCAUCGGAGGCGCCGACAUGCGUGCUGACAGGAGCGGCGGAAGUUCGACCCCAUCUCCCGAAGUGCCAUUGGCUACCAUACCUGGACACGACGGAAUGCGGAUAAUGGGUGGCAUGGGACCAGGCGGGCAUCGAGGUGGACGUGAGUUCGCCUACGGCGACGAUCGCAUGGACGGUCACGCAUAUGUGGAUCGCCGCGAGAUGCGUGGCUACGCCGGCGAGCGAGACUACAGCGCCAGUGGCCCCAGGGGAAUACCUGCGGACGAAUACGGCUACAUGCGCGGCGGUAAGAUGGAAGGUCAGCUUGGCAUCACCACUGGCGGUCCUGGUGCUGGCGCCGGCAUGGGUCCACCUUUUGCGCCUGGAAGCGACGAGAAUGCGCGUCGAGCAGUCGAGCCUAUCAUGGAGCGCGCCGAGGCAAUGGGCCGUUUCGAAGACCUUUCGGAGCGCACCGACGCCAUCAUCCGACACGCUUCUUUCCUUGAAAGUCAGAUUCGCCUCCUCACAGAUCAACUUAUCGAUGCGCGAGCUUUCACAGAGUCGGCAGUGCGCGACGAAAUGAUUCUGAUGCUCGACCGUUUGGAGCGUGCGCUCAGCUCACCUACCCCACCGGGCGUCGAUCCAACAGCAAAGAUGGUCGAAGUGCUUCGUGGUCAGCUGUCUUACUACUCUCAUCGCAGCGCUGGCCCCAACGAUCGCGUCAACAAGCCACCCGCACCGACUGGCAGUGCUGUUGGCACUGGCACCGAUCCCAAGCGUCCCAGUGUCUAA